AUGGAUAUGGAUGCUGAAUUCGCGCAGCUUUUACGUGAACAGGACGCAUUCCUUGCGCAAAAGAAACCGUCAUGUGCGAAAGUAACAUCUCGUGGCUCGAAUGGUGCAAUUUCUGCUUCACAUAAUUCCAAAUUGGCUUGUAACGAGACGAAUCAAGUGCUAAAACACGUCGUCGAACGUCAAGUGACACAUGAGAGUCAAGAGAAGUUGAUUAUUCACUUGGAAUCGCUUGGGUUUCCACUUGUAAAGCGACGAGAUCCUGGUCAACGUCGUUUUGGUCGUCGACGGCAUGAAUUGGCUAGUCAGACGCAAGAAAAGGAGGAGAAAAAAUCAUUGGAUCAAGAAAAGAGUACGUUAAAUGCUGUAAAUACUGUUACAUUGGAGGACAUGAGUCCCCAAGAGAUACAAGAAGCACAAGAAGAAUUGCUGAGGACGUUGGGCCCAGAGUUGAUUGAGAAAUUGAAGAGUCGACGGAAGAAAAAGGAAGAAAGAUGUGGGGAAAAGAUCGAGACGAAGAAAAUCGUACAAAGCGGCUCACUAGUGAUAAAUGAUACUAGAAAGGAAGAAGAAGAAGAAGAGAAGGAUCAGCUGCAAAAAGAAGAUAAUAUCAAAAACUUGGCUGCAGUCAAGACAGAGGAAGAACUUAAACAGCAGGUGAAUCUUCUGCCGGAAGAAGAACGAGCUAAACUUGACUGGACACAGAGCACAAAGGAAAAGAAGAAUUACGACCAAGAUCGAAGCACGAAAAUGACACGCCCAGCAGUCCAAGCUGCGACACUUGAACGCUUUGAUCUGGAUGGAAAGGUGCUGAAAGCGACCGAUGCUGAACUGCCCAUGCAUUCAGGAUUAUUCCACCACGGCGAUGACCCUGAUGUGGCUGGAUAUACACUACCGGAGCUUUUGCACCUUGCGCGCAGCUCUGUGGCUAGUCAACGCGCUAUGUCACUUAAAGUUGUGGCGAAGAUUUUGCACAAUCGUCAGCUUCAGGCGAAUGCAUCACUUCCUGUGGUGCCGCGAGUGCUCCCUCGGGACUUGGCGAUAACGCUACGGCUUGUGCUGGAUGAUCAGAAUUACACAGCUAUAGGUCAUGGUGUGUCCGCGCUACACGCUUUCAUUGUGCCUGUAGAAGCUGAAUGUUUUUCUCACGAGAAAGACUACCUUACGGAGUUAAAGCACGGCACCAUUGUACUUCCCCCUAAAGUUCAUAUACAUCAAAAUGACGUCACAUCUCAAGCAAAAGGCAAAGGACACUAUAUGUACGAAGCUGAAGAGGUAGUUUACAUUGACACAACGGAGUCUGACGAUGGAUCUAGCAUCAGUGAUGAGGAUUUGGCAGCGCUGGACCCGGUGCAAGCAUUUCUUAAGUUGGACCUUGGCACACGGCUGUGGUACAUUCUCGAGACUAUUCGACUUCCGGAUCAAUGUGCCAUUGAAAAAAUGCUGGAGAUCUUGAUUGCAGUGGCUCGCCAUUCGCCACGUGCUGCCCACGAGAUCAGCUCAAACGCAAGACUUAUCAAGACAUUGCAGCAGUACAUUGAGAACGAACAGGUGUUGACUUUUCAAGAGGACAAUGCUCGGUGGCUGCGGUUAUCUUUGAAAGCCUUACAAUUUGUCCGUGCACUUUGUCAGGGAAAACGUAGUAUAGCUUCUGCUUUUGUUAAAAGCGGACUAAUUCAGAGCACUAAGGGUUUUCUAGCGCUUAACGAAAUUCCUACUGGCACGGACAACGAGGAAUCUUCUGCGCUGUUUGCUGAGAUGCAAAUUGAAAGCCUCCGUAUCUGGCGCAUUCUUCUCGGGUAUGGUCUCGACUUCCACUGUUUUGCGUACCUGUUUCCCGUCCUGUCGGGAUUCACGCAGAACACCGCCGAUGCCUCAGUAUCACGAAAAUCGGCUCUCUUUGCUGUAUUGGAAGCCUUUUGUGGACUCGAAGCUUUGCACGAGGCACAGCAUUACUUCAACCAGUUGAACUUCUUUCUGGAUGCAGCGAAGGAUGAGGCUAUCCGAGUUAUCCAUUCAUCGUCUUGGUUGAAUGACGUCAAGGCUGUCGUGCUUCUCUCGACGGUAUUAAGAUUCAUCGCCGCUGCCAGCGCCCAUGUAACCAAGUAUAACUUGGAGACUAGUGGUCUGACAGAAGUAUUGCAACUGGUUCAGUCACGCGAGAUGACACGGAAAGUACUACCUCAGCUAAGUGAUGGUGCGGCAAAGCGGGAGCUGCUGCUGGCAAUAGUUCAUGUCCAUCGACAAAUUGUUGCCAACGGCUUGCUGUCUGAUGACAUGGAUGAUGAAGAGGUCGUGCAGACAUUUUCACGCGUAAUAAAAGCUCCUUUGCUUGCUGCAGCAACUUCUGCUGCUGCUUCAUCUUCUUCCAGGUUCAGCCUCGCUUUGAUUCAAGCGUGCGAGCUUACAUGUCUGUUGGGCAAUCUUAUUGAUGCCGGUCAAAAUGGCAUCCCAAACGUUGAUGCGGAGUUUGUGCAGAAAGUUUACCGCCUGGCCCUGAUCAAUGUGGAGCGUGUCGGUGGCGGAGGGGAAUACUUGGUUGCGCGUUUGUUUGCCGGAGUGUUGUUUCACCAGCGCGUACUUCUGGUACUUGGCGUAUUCAAUGAAGAAGCUGACGCAAUACGCAUGAGCCGCGUGCUGAUUCCCAUUUACCAGGCUCUCGUGAACACUAGUCAUGAGCAAGAAGCACACUCUGCUCAAGUCUUCACUAGUUCAACUACUAAAUUCUCGUAUCAUUUGCGCCUUCCGCAAGAGGAGCAAACAUUUGUUCCCAGUAGCCUUCCGUUGCCAAAUUUUUGGAUGGUGUGUCCUCUUUCACGUAUCGACUACAGCAAGAGUGGAGAUGGCAAGCCGCCAUCAAGUGUUGGUCCGACGCGGGCGCAGAGUGACGAGAUGAAGCUAAUAGUGAGCGCUACGUGUCGUUUUUUGUUUGAGUUCGAGCGACUAGUGCCGCAGAUGUCAUCCAUUUCUGCCAUUGCAACAUUGCGCCCCGAGGAUAAACUCUUCCAUUUAUUGCACGCAUUCUUUGCCGGUAGCGACGUUCUCUUCGACGAUCACGUAGACGCAGCACUCCGUCAACUGCUUCCUAAACUCGUGCAACCACUUUUGCGCUCUCCAGAAGACUCGCGAGUGUUCUACGAAGGCAUUCUCCGAAACCUCAAACGUGUCCGAAGCCUCGAGUUUGGAAUGGCAACAGAACCGCCUCUGAGUCAAAAUGGAGUAUCAUAUUCGUCGGAUGAGCAGCAAGUGCUGACUUUCGUGGAAAAGCUUGUAGGUGAAUUUACGGCUUCGUCUUUUGGCAACCCGCACUUUGCUCACUGCGUGACGUUGCUGAUGACUCGCGAUUUUUCUCUAGAGGUGCGACAAUAUGUUUGGAAGGAGCUUCAGGAGUCCCAUUUGCUCCAUACACUGGCACCUUUCGAGGGCUGUAGCUCAAAAUUGUUCAUGCGGUGCAUUCGACGUACCACAACGCUCGCCGUUGAUUCCAAGCUGUUGCAGCUCAUGCAACAAGCGGUAUGCACUGAUCAAGUAUCUGUUGCUUGGGGAGCUUUUGCUUACUCGUUAGCCAUUCACUAUCUCGUUGUCUACUUGUUUGCAGAGGGAGACAAGAAUACUCUUAGCUCUGCGCGUCAGCUUUUUGCGCAGACACUUCUCACAGAAGCGUCUCCAGUAAUUUGGGGUCAUCUCCUGAGCUACGACGCAUUCACAACCUCAUCGCUGCUUACUGAAGAACAUGGAGUUGUACUAUAUGAGCGCGUAACGAAGCUUCGAAUGCAAGCUGCAUUUUCGUCGGACGAGCUGUUAACCUUUGACACCAUUGUGUCAUUGCUUGAAAGCUCGAGUGCCUCGAAGUAG
Molecule: messenger RNA, 3852 nt
Organism: Peronospora belbahrii
Lineage: Eukaryota; Oomycota; Peronosporomycetes; Peronosporales; Peronosporaceae
Source: the annotation of a GenBank genome assembly